CGAAGAACUUAAACCCUCUGUUAAACCCUUCUAUUGCGAAUUUCCCCCUUAAAUACUCUGAUAAUGUACGGACAGCCACCGGGCGAAGGCGGCGGCGCCGGCUGGCGUAUCCCUCCUCCACAGCCACAGCCACAGCCGCAGCCACCAUAUUUAGGGUUUCAAAAUCCUAAUUUUGUUCCUUACCCCUUCUUUCCGAAUCCCAAUUUUUCUAUUCAAAACCCUAAUUUCCUGAAUUUUCCAUUCCAACAAUUUCAGCAGGCUCCUCCUCAACAGAGUUUUCAAUUUCAGCAGCCUCCUCCUCAACAGAGUUUUCCAAGGGGUAAUAACGAGGUUGAUGGAGCUGCAGUUAACGCCGGUGAACAUGAAAAUGUGCAACCAAAUCCUAUUUUUCAAGUUCAGCAGCAGCCUCCCUCAAAGGGUAAUAAGAAGGUCAUUGAGAGAAUUGAUAAAGCUGUAAUUAAGGCUCGUAAAGACCUUAUAGAAGCAGGUAAAAAUGUGUCAGCUUGGAAAGUUUCACAAGCUGCUUUGGUUAUACUUAAUGCUGAUACUUGGGAUUCUUUGGGUUUCAAAGUUCAAGAAGUUCCCUCCUUGCAAAGUCUCAUUGUUACCGAAGGGAAGAUUAAUGCUUUCAUCCACUGCUUUGUGGGUGUUCAAAGUAUUACCACAUUGUGUGAUUUGGAAGUAGCAAUAUGCAAGAAUGAGAGGGUUGAGCUGUUUGAAGAUCUAGAAUUGGGUCCGCUGGUGAAACACCCGCUUACUGUCCAUUAUUUUUCUAUCAAUCCUGAUGUUUCAGAAGUUUUCAGAAUAACAAGCAAGGAGAUAAUGUUCUUCCUUUCUGAGUUCAUGGAUGCUGAUAAAAGUAGAAAAGUAAAAUUAGAUGAAUUUUUGAACUUCAUCACUGAGAAGAAAUCUGCUGGAACCAGAGAGAAUCUUUGUGUACGGAUUCAGAACUUGAGGAUGUAUAUUACUUUAAUCCAUGAAGCAAAGCAGUUCGAAAUUAGCACUGUUAACAAAUAUAUGCAUGUGGUAAAAAAAAAAUCCAGCAAAAAUAUCAAGAAUCGCCCUCUCCUAUCUUCAGAGAAGAAGCAGUUAGAUGAGCAUUUUAAUGCCAUGUGUGAACGUAUCAAAUCAUUUUCCUCAGCUAAGAAGGAAUUUUGUGGUACACACAUAAGGUUUCAAUCAAGUUCAGAAUAUGAGAGCAGUGAUGAUGAUCAGGAUGAAAGUGCUGCAUGCAGCCCAGCUGGAAACAUCAUUUCGGACAUGCCUACCACCUGUCCGUACCCAUCAGCAUCUGAAGAAAUGAUGCGGCUGGGUUUGAAAGCCGAAGAUGGCGUUGGCCUACUUACUGCUAGUGGCAGUGAUAGAUACAGUAAGGAUAUUCGGCAAUCCAAGAGUAAAAGAAAACAUGAUGAUGUUCAUAGUUCCAUGGCUUUACCCAAAAAAGCACCAAAAAGAGAUGCGAUAACUCACAGUAAUAAAAAGGGAUCAAAACUUUCUCAGAUGUGGAAAGAAGAAUCUGUUGGUUCAAAUGAAUUUUUACAUGGUGAUGAUUCAAUUAAAAGUUUCGUUAACACUUGGAAGGAGGCAUGUCGGACAAACAACAUAGAUGAGGUGUUUCAGAGGAUGCUUCAGUUCUACAAGGCAAGGAAGAAAAAUAAAGUGACAAAAUUGUUUUCAUCAUAUCCAUUUUGUGGGUUGCUUCAAGUUGCUGUUGCAUCUAUUAAACGUGGAAUGUGGGACAGUCUGUAUGAUAAGUUCCAAACAUUUCAACACUGUGGAGUGACCAACAGAGGCGCUGAAAAUUGUGCUGAUUCCAUAUGCAUUGAGGUUGAAUCACCUGAAAGGGAUGCUACCAAUCUUUUCGAGAAGGUGUGCGAAAGUGGUGUCACCGUUGAGGACAUACUUGGUAAAAUUAUUACAUAUUUUGAGGGUGAUGAUAAUGCCUUGUCAACUGCAAGUUCAUACCAUGAGAAGUUUUUCUUCCUCUUGAAUAAGUUUCGCAAGCUUGAAUCUUGGUUGACAAUGCAGUUCGCCGUGAAGAAAUUUGAGUCACUUGGUUAUGGGGAUAUCUGGCAUUUCCUGGAGAAAAAUAUGCAUCUGUUUAGUCAUACUUUACCAAGGUGCUUAACAGAUGACAUGCACGAGAAGCCUCCUCUAGAACCACCUUCAAUGCUUGAUUAUCAGUUUGAUCUGUUGUUAUCACAGGCUUCACAAUGCUUAUGGGAGAGCGGAAAAGUAGACAAGCGACGGAUUUCGGAAUUACUAAUGAGACAAUUCCCUUUAGUCUGUUUAAAUGCGGCUGGAAAUGACUUAAUGAUAGAUAUAGAGAAUUUUAUGAAGGCAAAGAAAGGCAAUAUGACUUUAAAAUCUGUCGUAUUCUCUGAAACAUUGCUCAAGGGAUCUGCAAUAGGUAAGCAUAAAGAAUAUAUAUCAAAGGAAACAGGUUUGGAGGAUGACGUAGGACAUGGAGAUUGGAUAUUGAUGUCCAAAGAUGCCAUGAAGGUCUUGGUCAGUGCUCCAAUGUUGAUAGAUCUGAAAUUGUGGUCACAUUGGGACAUGGUCUUUGCUCCUUCUCUUGGUUCUCUUGUGGAUUGGCUGUUGAAAGAUGUCAAAACCGAAGAGUUAUUGUGUUUGGUAACCACGUGUGGGAAGGUUGUCCGUGUUGAUCAUUCAGCCACUAUUGAGUCUUUUGUAAAUGUACUUCUGCAAGGAAGUCCUUUUGAUACGGCUGUCAAACUGGUAUCUUUGUUGGUCUUGUAUGGUGGUGAAAAAAACGUUCCCAAUUCACUUUUAAAAUGCCAGGCACGUCAGGCAUUUGAAGUUUUAAUUAAAAAUUUUGAGGAGAUGAAAUCACAUGACAUUCAAGAUUCCCUCAAGCAUGCCACAUCUCUAUGCAGACAGCUCAUACAUGAUGAAACUACAUCGACUAUGAACAAGAAAUUACUGAGGAGGGAUAGGGUUGGUAAAAUUGCGCCUUUGGCGUCGAGGUUUAUUCUCGACUGUCUGGGCUAUUUGCCUGUUGAGUUUUGGCAUUUUGCUGCAGAUAUCUUGCUUGCUGGGGUGCAACCUUUUGUUAAAGAUGUUCCUUUAGCUAUCAUAGGUGAAUGUGAACGGAUAGAGCAGCGUCUUAUGCUUCAUCGAGUUGGGAUGUCUCUGGGCAUAGUAGAAUGGGUUGAAGAUAAACAGAAAUUGAGUGCCUGUUCUGCCACUAACUUGUUAAUGUCUUCUGGAUCAUCGUGCUUGAAAGUCACAGAGCUUGAUUUCAGCAAAGGCUCAACCUUUAAGGAAGAAGUAUCAAGCAAAUAUCCCUUGUCUGCAAACGAGAUUAGCCUCUCCAAAGAUCCAACGCAGAAAACUGAAAAUCGAGAUGCCAGUUGCUCUGAAGGUGUUAUAUCUUAUGUUCCUCUUGAUAAUUCGGCUGAUAGUGCCAAACAGCACUCAUAUGAGCUUGAGAGUUCCGCUGCCAGAGUUAUUGAAUCUAUUCAGCAAGAAGAAUUCGGUCUGCAGCCUGAUCUCCCACUAGUUGAAAAUGCAAUAUUGAAUAAGCAACAUGAUCGCUUGGGGAGAGCACUCCAUUGUCUUUCGCAGGAGUUAUAUUCUCAGGAUUCACAUUUUAUUCUAGAGCUGGUUCAGAAUGCUGAUGAUAAUAUCUACCCCGAGGAUGUCGAACCCACUUUGACUUUCAUUCUUCAGGAUAAAGGCAUUAUAGUUCUAAACAAUGAACGUGGCUUUUCUGCUGAUAACAUCAGAGCACUCUGUGAUGUUGGCAACUCUACUAAGAAAGGACGUAAUACUGGAUAUAUUGGGAAGAAGGGCAUCGGUUUCAAAUCUGUAUUUCGGGUCACUGAUGCCCCAGAAAUUCAUUCCAAUGGUUUCCAUAUUAAGUUUGAUAUAACUAAUGGCCAGAUAGGUUUUGUUUUGCCAACUGUUGUUCCUCCUUGUGACAUCGAUUUCUAUACCAGAUUGGUCUCUUCAGGUUCUGAUUGCAAUUAUUGGAAUACAUGCAUAGUACUUCCCUUCAGAUCAAACCUCUUAGAAAGGUCUGGCAAAGAGAACAUUAUGUCAAUGUUUGCUGAUCUUCAUCCAUCUUUAUUACUUUUUCUUCAUCGACUUCACUGUAUCAAAUUUCGAAAUAUGGUUAGCGAUUCUAUUGUUGUUAUGAGGAAAGAGGUUGUGGGAAAUGGUAUCAUUAAGAUUUCUUUUGGAGAGGAAAAAUUGAGUUGUCUUGUGGUAUCCCAGAAAUUACAGGCUGGCACUAUUCGUCCUGAUACCCCAACAACAGAAAUUUCCAUAGCGUUUACGUUGCAGGAAACACUUGAUGGAAGCUACAAUCCGCACCUGGACCAACAACCUGUUUUUGCAUUCCUUCCUUUGAGAAAGUACGGCCUGAAGUUUAUACUUCAGGGUGAUUUUGUACUCCCUUCAUCCAGGGAAGAAGUUGAUGGGGAUAGUCCCUGGAACCAGUGGUUGUUGUCAGAGUUCCCUAGCUUGUUUGUUAGUGCUGCGAGGUCAUUUUGUGAUCUGCCGUGUUUUAAGGAUAGUCCAGCAAAAGCUGUUUCAGCUUAUAUGAGCUUUGUUCCCCUUAUAGGGGAGGUUCAUGGUUUCUUCUCAAGUCUUCCUCGGAUGAUUCUUUCUAGAUUACGCACGUCAAACUGCUUGAUAAUAGAAGGUAUGGAAAAUGAAUGGGUUCCUCCAUGCAAAGUCUUGAGAAAUUGGACCCAAGAGGCUCGUAACCUUUUACCUGAUAGCUUACUUCGCAAGCAUCUUGGUAUUGGUUUCUUGCAUAAAGAUAUAGUUCUACCAGAUUUAUUAGCCGGAGCUCUAGGAAUUGAGGAAUAUGGACUCAAAGUUCUACUUCAGGUUAUAACUUCUUUAUGCUCUUCAGACGAUGGUCUGAAGUCAAUGGGUUUGGAAUGGUUGUGUGUGUGGUUAAGCGCCACUUAUACAAUGUUGUCAAAUGGGAAUGACUCAACAGAUUUUGGGAUUGAAUCGCAUCUCAUGAAGGACCUCAAGAAUAUUCCAUUUAUUCCCCUUUCAGAUGGUAAAUAUGGCUCACUGAAUGAAGGUACAAUUUGGUUGCAUAUUGAUUCAACGGGAACUGCUACGAAUGAUGAGUAUGCCCUAGAAACUUUCUCAAUAUUGUAUUCUACUCUUCGAACUGUGAGUCCUGCACUACUUUCUGCGGCUGCCACUCUUGGCACGUCAUGCUCUGAAUCAUCAAUAGUUGAUAAUGUUACCAGGAUGCUGUACAGAGUUGGUGUCCAGCGUUUAUCGGCACAUCAAAUAGUAAAAACGCACAUUCUACCAUUUAUCUGCAGAGAUCAAAAUGGACUAGAACAUAGAGAAACAAUGGCAGAGUAUCUUGCCUUCUUGAUGUUCCACUUACAGUCAAGUUGCCCUGACUGUCAAUCUGAGAGGGACCAAAUUAUCAGAGAAGUGCGUGACAAUGCUUUUAUAUUAACAAAUCAUGGUUGCAAAUGUGUCGUCGAGUUUCCCAUCCAUUUCGGCAAAGAAUUUGAAAAUCCCAUUGAUAUGAGUAAAUUACUCCAUGAAUCAGAUUUUGAGUGGCAUGAGAUUGAGGAUAUUUAUUUAAAGCAUCCAAUCAACAAAUUGUUAUCUGAAGCUGUGUUAAAGUGGAGAAAGUUUUUCCAGGAAAUUGGGAUCACUGAUUUUGUACGAGUUCUUCAGAUUGAGAAAAGUAUUUCUGAUGUAUGCUCUCUUCACAUUAAUGCAACAUUGGAUAAAGAUGUGAUUCCUAUAGAAUCAAUUGCAAAAGAUUGGGUGUCCGAAGAGUUUGUCGAUUUACUGUCACGAUUGUCUUCAACGCGUGACAAGGAAAAAAGCAAGUACCUCUUGGAGGUGCUUGAUAGUUUGUGGGAUGAUAAUUUUAGUGAUAAGGUUACUGGCUUCUAUUUCACUUCCACUGGAGAAAAAAAAUCAUUUGAUUCUUCAUUCACCAGAAUCCUCCGUGAUGUUCAAUGGCUAGCAUCGAGUAUGGAUAGUGAGCUUCAUUUUCCGAGGGCGUUAUUCCAUGAUUGUGAGGCUGUGCACUCAAUUUUCGGUGACAAUGCUCCUUAUGCCAUUCCAAAGGUGAGAAGCGAAAAGUUGUUAACAGCUCUUUGUCUGAAAACACAAGUUACAGUUGAUGACGCUUUAGCAAUUCUUAAAGUUUGGAGAGCUAAAGUGCCUUUGAGUGCUAGUUUGUCACAAAUGUCAAAGUUCUACACUUUCAUCUGGAGUGGGAUGAAUACUUCAGAAAGGAAACUUGUGGAAGAGUUGUGUAAUGAACCUUCUGUGUUUGUCCCUUGUAAGCUAAUUACUUCACAUGAAGCUGUUGUACCUGGUGUUUUUUUGUCAUCUGAAGAAGUCUUUUGGCAUGAUUCAACUGGUUCGGUCGACCUAGUGAAGAUGGUCUGCCCGGAGUUUGACCCACAUUCAGUUCAGCACCCCUUCACCAAAAUGUUAUGUAGUAUGUAUCCAACGCUUCAUGACUUCUUUGUGAAAGAAUGUGUAGUGGAUGAGCUCCCUCAUUUUCAUGGAUACCUUCAAAUAUUGCUGGAGUUGUCAGCUGCUGUUUUACCUUCACAAGGAGCUAAGAAUGUAUUCCAUAUAUUUCUCAAGUGGAUUGACGAGCUAAAUUUAGGAUCUUUGAGAUCUGAAGAUCUUAGUUUCUUGAAGGAAGGUCUUUUGACAAAGGAUUAUCUGGUGCUUCCAACUGCAGAAGAUAAAUGGGUAUCUCUGCACCCAUCGUUUGGGCUCAUCUGUUGGUGUGAUGAUGAUAAGUUGAGGAAGGAAUUCCAGUAUUUUGACAAUAUUAAGUUUCUCUACUUUGGGCAACUCAAUGAUGAGGAAAAGGAAAUUCUCCGAACAAAAGUUCCAAUGUUUAUGGACAAAUUGAAUAUUCCUUCUCUAUCAAAGGUUGUAAUGCGUGAAGCAAUAUAUGAUGGUCUAACAGAAUCUAGCUUGGUAGCUUCAAUGAUUAACUGGGCUCUUCCAUAUGCUCAACGUUAUACAUAUAACAUUCAUCCAGACAAGUAUUUGCAGCUCAGCCAGUCUGGAUUUCAGAACCUGAGAUGUCUACAGAUUGUUGUUGUAGAAAAGUUGUUCUACAGAAAUGUUAUAAGAAGUUCCCACAUAGCAUCGAAGAAACAGUUUGAGUGCAGUUGUCUGCUAGAGGGAAACAUCUUGUAUGUCACUCAAGAAUCAGAUUCUCACUCAAUAUUCAUGGAGAUUUCUCGUUUGUUAUCUUCUGGAACUCCCGACUUGCAUUUGGCAAACUUUCUUCAUAUGAUCACUACUAUGGCAGAAUCAGGUUCCAAUGAGGAGCAAACUGAGUUUUUCAUUUUGAAUAGCCAGAAAAUGCCCAAGCUUCCUGCAGAUGAAUCUGUUUGGUCUCUUGCAAAUGUUUCACUGUCAACAGAUGGUGAGACAGGGGUGAUGAGUUCUUCCAGAACAAUUGAUGAGAAAAACCCUGCAAAAAUCAAGAUGAGACCGGGAAUCAGCUCAAGCUGGCCACCUACUGACUGGAAAACAGCUCCUGGUUUUCACCGAUUUAGUGUCAUCCAAUCGAGAAAGAAGACUGUGGAAGAAAGUGUAAUGAAAACAUGUGCACUGGCUUCAACUGAGAUGACUUGUGUGGAGAAUAUGGACAACGAUCCAGAAUCAGCUGCAGUUGUACUAGGUUCACAAGAUGUUGAUCAUAUGCCUGGUACUAUGACGGAGGCAUUCGAUUCUCCUCAUGCCAUGACUGAACCACAUGACCUGAAUAAUAGCUCUUCUGAUGUGACAGAAAGAGAUCAACUGUAUACAGCCACAAAUGACAAAAGUGACGUUAUAAAGGAAACUGGCAGACUUGGAGAAUAUUUUGCUUUCAAGUACUUCUUGGAGAAAUUUGGUGAGCCUUCUGUGAAAUGGGUCAAUGAAACCAAUGAAUCGGGGCUUCCCUAUGACCUUGUUGUGGGAGAUGAUGAAUACAUAGAAAUAAAGGCAACUAGAUCAGCGACAAAGAAUUGGUUCCAUAUUACCUCAAGGGAAUGGCAGUUUGCCAUUGAGAAAGGUGAAUCUUUUAGCAUUGCCCAUGUUGUCUUAUCGCCCAAUAACACAGCAGUAGUGACAGUAUACAAAAAUCCAUUCAGACUCUAUAAACUUGGUAAACUUCGGUUAGCUCUCCUAAUAUCUAAGUCAUGAAACUUUAUAGAUGUACAUAAGGAUAUAUACUGGAUUCUUCGUUACUUCAUACAAUCUGGACUAGAGUUUUAGCAGACGAUAGAAUAUGGUACCUGCUGAGCAGCACGUCGUUUUCAAAGUGCUGCAUUUGAGAAUUCAUACUACAUAUUGAUCUUAACAUUUGUGAUUUGUUGGAGAAGCUUGAGCUGAUUGCAGUUUUGCCUCCAGACACCUUUGAUUCACUGCUUCUGUGCAUACUGUAAGUCUCAUUUUAGAAAUCACGUCAAUUAUGUUAUACAAAGAUGUUUAUUUAUUUUCUCAAGUAUAUCAUUUAUUCAAGCAAAACCUGUAUACUAGAUUGCCAACGGCGAACACAUUUAGUUUAUGAAAUUCAUUAUGCUUUUUUGAUA
This is a messenger RNA of Solanum dulcamara, 8576 nucleotides long. RefSeq names its product protein NO VEIN-like. Gene Ontology annotation, biological process: embryo development ending in seed dormancy; root development; leaf vascular tissue pattern formation. Lineage: Eukaryota; Viridiplantae; Streptophyta; Magnoliopsida; Solanales; Solanaceae. The coding region runs from base 64 to 8187 and encodes 2707 amino acids. Gene Ontology annotation, cellular component: nucleus. The transcript is spliced from 13 exons. The record is from RefSeq and is a predicted model, not a curated record.